Messenger RNA from Hibiscus syriacus, 778 nucleotides. RefSeq names its product E3 ubiquitin-protein ligase ATL23-like. The transcript has a single exon. NCBI's taxonomy places the organism in Eukaryota, Viridiplantae, Streptophyta, Magnoliopsida, Malvales, Malvaceae. The coding region runs from base 212 to 607 and encodes 131 amino acids. The record is from RefSeq and is a predicted model, not a curated record.
GUUACCGGUCACCACCCCAUCUUUUUCCAUUCUCUCCAUAAAAAAGCCUCCCCCUUUGCCCUCCCUGAGCAGAAACAACUCCCUAAAGUCCCAAACUUUAACACUUACCCAUAAACCAUCAGACUAUUAUGCGCCGCGCACUAUUCCCCUCCUCUCUCCUUCUCCACAACCCGCCCUAAACACCACCGCCGUCGCCGGCAACCAGCACCCAAUGCUGGUUUCUAUUUUGUUAGCCCUUUUUCUGCCGUGUGUCGGCAUGAACGCGGUUUUCAUUGUUUAUAUCUGUCUAUUAUGGUACGCCACGAAUUAUCGGGUUGAUAAUUCAGGGUCGUCGUCGGUUAAGCAGGUGGGUGAGAAAGGGUGGCCUGUUUCGGAGCUCGAGAAGCUGCCCAAGGUUACCGGGAAGGACCUUGUGUUGGGGACCGAAUGUGCGGUUUGUCUCGAUGAGAUCUUGGCGGAUCAGUUGGCCAGAAUGGUUCCCGGUUGUCGUCACGACUUUCAUUUGCAAUGUGUUGAUGCUUGGCUCUCGAAGCACUCGGUUUGUCCUCUUUGUAGGGCCAAGCUUGAGCCUGAGUUGUUCGAUCCUAGUGAUGGUAAUCCCUGCUAAACCUUGUUUGAGUAUAAAGUUCAGUGUUUUGGGUGUUUACAUAAAGGGUUUUCCUAGAAAGAGAUCAAGAAAAAUGUUAGUGUUUCACUUUCAUCUAUGUAUGGGUUAUCGUUGCUCUUCUGAUUUAUCGAUAUUUCAUUAGUUGAAUCAAUUCUCAUUGAUACUAAUGUA